UUAGCGGUGUGUUGACAUUACUCACACAUGCACACACCUGUAGGAGUCUGUCCGAUCAAGAGAUGUCAAUGUGUAUUCAGCAUGGAGCCGUGACGUCCGACGGAGUGUUUUAGGGGUCGGCCGUCUCUCCGGGCGACGCUCCGCUAUGUGUGACAUCACAGUGAUUUUGUUUAUAACGCCCGCUGUGACACCUGCUCAAGCAGAGACCCGUCCUGAAACAGUACAGGACAGAACGUCACGAUAGCGUGUUUGAAACCGUUGGACUGAUACUUAGUGUUCUCCGUUGAGGAUCUGAAAUAUAUUACAAUUCUCUGAAACAAGGAUGUCUUUUUCAUCUUCUGCAAACUCUCUUCGUCUCGCUCUCCUCUUGCUCCUCAUCAUUGCCUUGGCAACGCAGAUAAAGGCUCGGCCAUCCCGACAGCGAUCAGACGCUCAGGUCCUGGAGGAUUUGUUUGGGGUGAAGAUCAGCUCUCUUUUUUUGACCCCUUCAGAGGUCAGUGAGGGGUCAGCAGACGCCCCGCCUCCACUCUCAAAGAGUAGGCAUGGCAACAGGGUGGAGUCGCCCCGCACGCCGCCGCGCAUCUUCCUGGACUUCAUGAGCCGUCAGAGGAAACUGGGUGGACGCAGCAGGAAGGGUGUGGCGCGGGGCUGUUUCGGGAUGAAGGUGGAUCGAAUUGGAGUCAUUAGUGGUCUGGGAUGCUGAUGCUCACAGGUGACCGGCCGCUCUACUGCACACCAGAACUUUCCUCCAGAGAAGACAAGAGUCGCCGCCUCUUCUCCCGCCUAUAACAGACGACAUGACGGAACAUCCGGGACCAGAAGCACAUCUGUGUUGUUUUAAUAUCUGUUGGAUUAUUUGCAGUAAAACUGACAACAGACUUUACACUCACGGUCUGGAGGUCCGUCUGGUGUAUCUGACUUUGACAUUAUGAGGUCUUCUCAAGUGUGUGUGAGAGUGUGUGUGUGUGUGUGUGUGUGU
This is a messenger RNA of Xyrauchen texanus (razorback sucker), 979 nucleotides long. It is a transcript of the gene nppcl2, whose product is annotated as natriuretic peptide C-like 2. The transcript is spliced from 3 exons. Bases 323 to 703 code for a protein of 126 amino acids. Gene Ontology annotation, cellular component: extracellular region. NCBI's taxonomy places the organism in Eukaryota, Metazoa, Chordata, Actinopteri, Cypriniformes, Catostomidae. Gene Ontology annotation, biological process: cGMP biosynthetic process; receptor guanylyl cyclase signaling pathway. Gene Ontology annotation, molecular function: hormone activity; hormone receptor binding. The record is from RefSeq and is a predicted model, not a curated record.